Molecule: messenger RNA, 729 nt
Organism: Echinococcus granulosus
Lineage: Eukaryota; Metazoa; Platyhelminthes; Cestoda; Cyclophyllidea; Taeniidae
Exons: 3
Coding region: 1-729 (242 amino acids)
Source: RefSeq, a predicted model, not a curated record
AUGCCAGCGGGAGAAGAGAACAUUCGAUCGCAGUGUCAUGGUCGGCGAUUGGAAAUGUUGGCAGUGAUGGUUGAGGGAGGUGGAUUGCAGGAAUGUGUCAUGGUGAUCGGGGAGAUGGGAGCUGAUGCGACAGUUGUGACUGCUGGAGCAGGGCAGAUGGAGGUCGCUUUCGGUGGUGGAUGCGCGAUGUCAACAGCAGUAGCAGAAUGUGAGGCAAAAGCGCAUUCCAAAAGCGCCCGCCACGGCAUGCUGCAGUCAUUAUUCGGUCAUCAAACACCGCAAUUACGCCCCUGGUCUCGUGACCCUUCUAUUAAACGAAAUGCCUUUGUUCACUUCAUGUCUGGAGGUUCCAUCUCAACACUCAUUGCAUUCCAAGUCACUUGUCCAGCUCGUAUGCUACGCCUGAGCAGAAACUCUCAUCGCAUCCAUAUCCUUGACACAACACAACAGAGCAUCCUACACGUCUUAACAGCUAUCCGUGGAGAGGGAGGAGACGUCGCAAGGCACCAUUCCAUCUUCUUAGAGGAGCCACCUUCGAUCUCCCCCAUUGUACCUUCUUCGAGUGGACUUGCCUCUGGGCUGUUACGGAAGUUCCAACCUCUUCUCCAUUCCGACGGUACAUACACUGACCCCCUUUUUUCUUCUGCCAUCUUCAGAGAAGUGACAAAGCACUGCACAACUCCACUCACCACCCAGUUCUCUCAUUAUGUAUGGAUGCUUCGUUUCUAA